Messenger RNA from Moneuplotes crassus, 1768 nucleotides. The record is from the annotation of a GenBank genome assembly. Lineage: Eukaryota; Ciliophora; Spirotrichea; Euplotida; Euplotidae.
GCUAAUCUUGGAGACAACUUGUUUUACCAAUUGUUCAAGUUUGAAGAAGAAACAGUCUUGGUUGAAUGAGUAAACCAUAAAGACUUUCUCAUCUUCUUUAAGCAAAUGUAUAACAUCCUUGUGACUGACUACAGAAUCAUUAUUACUGACAGCAGUACCAAUCACGAGCAAAGGACCAUUGCCUUGGGCAUGCUUGAAGGCAUAACAAAAUCAAGACAAUCCGACUACGUUGUUCUGCACUGAGGAGGAGAAGAGCAUGAGAUAAUGGAGAUUCAGAGAAAAGAUAUUUUGAUUGAUAUGGUCAAGAGAGUAUUCUCCACCUUGACUAAAUAGAAACUUACCAAUAUUUGUAUCGGUUAGAAAGAAGCUAGAUGAAUAAAUAACCUUAGUUUCAAAGCUUAAGGUUUUAUAAAUGUCCAAUUCUCAAAAUAAAGAUAACCCUUAUUUGUGAUAGCCUUCCAAUUUUAUUAUUUCAAUUUUGAUCUUAUAUGUGACUUCUAAAGAAGAAGCUGAACAAAUAUCAGCAAGAUGCCUGACAUCAGUUUCAGAGACAAGACAGAACGGCUUGUUUACAAUUCAUCCUCCUCGAAAGAGGAAGAAGAAGAUGGAAACAAAGAAAACGAGACUGACUCCCCUGAUAACUUUGUUUUCAAAAGGGAUCCUCCUAAGAAGAAAUAAAGAGAAAGACAGAAUGGUUGAUAUAUACAAUAAAUCUGACCUCAUCGAUAUCGAACAGAAGAGGAUGACCUCCUCUGGAUUCUCAGAGACAAUCUUUAGCCGCAAGAAGAGUGAAAAAAGAGAAAAUAGAAGGUUCAGAUACCACAAAGAAGAAGUCAAAGGCAAAAUUGAGGACACCGUAGCGAUUGAGGUGCUUAAUGAGGAGAACUCAGAGCUAUCUUUUGAAUCCUGGGAUGUCGAUGAUUGUUAUGCCCACAAAGAACCCAAGCUUGAAGAUUUAAAAAUUAUAAAAGUUCUUGACAAGGGGUCCUUUGAUUUCAUUGAAGGAGGAAAUCUUUAUCAAAAUAUGUAUAAAGUCAAGAGGUUUAAAGAGCAUCAAGUAAAGUUCUUUGCAGCCCAAUUAGUUCUAGCUUUCGCAUUCUUACAUGAUCAUGGAAUUGUUCAUAGAUAUUUAAAACCCGAGAAUGUCUUACUUGGAGCUUAUGGAUAUCUAAAACUGGCAGACUUUGGGAUUGCUAAGCCUUUGCCUAAAGAAAAUCUAUUUACUUAUAGUUUCUGAGGAACAACAGAAUAUUCAGCUCAAGAAAUAGUCAGAGAUGAAGGGCAUAGCUUUACAGUCGACUUGUGGACUCUUGGGAUCUUAGUUUAUGAACUGAUAACUGGAAGGACACCUUUUCUACAUAAAAAUACUCACCAGACCACAAAAUUAAUUAAAAAGGGUAGGAUAAUAUUCCCAGACCCUGUGAAACACAAGAUAGACAUGUCUGAUAACUUUAAAGACUUCAUAGUCAAGCUAUUACAUAAGAAACCAAGCAAGAGACUUGGGCUUAAAUCAUCAAAGGCUGUAAUCAAUCACCCUUGGUUCAGUGACAUAGACUGGGAUAAGUUAAAGAAUAAGAGGAUUAAGUCUCCAUAUAUGCCAGGAAUUAAGGAUAAAAACCUUAAGUCUCAUAUCCUUUCAGGCAUUUCAUCUGGCCUAGGAUUUAACAAGAGAAGAAGAGAUGAUCAAGGAGAUGUUAGUGAGACCAGUUUAGCACCAAGCAAGCUUGACUUAGUCAGGAAAAAUAAACACAAAUUCGAGGAUUUUUAA